AUGUCUCUUCAACAACCCAAUGGGAACUCGAGUUCUUGUUCUUCCCCCAAGGAGCACAAAACUGAGGAGAGUGAUGAAGAGUUGUUGAUGGUUCCAGACAUGGAAGCAGCUGGGUCAACAGGUGUUCUAAGCAGCAGCGCCGAUGAUGGAGUCAACAAUCUAGAGAUUGACCAGACCCAAAAUGGUACCUCCACUGCUAAGCGCGGCCGUGGACGAAACCCAGUGGAUAAAGAAUACAGAAGUCUCAAAAGGUUGUUGAGAAAUAGAGUAUCGGCUCAACAAGCUAGGGAGAGGAAGAAAGUGUAUGUGAGUGACUUGGAAUCAAGAGCUAAUGAGUUGCAGAACAAUAAUGAGCAGCUUGAGGAGAAGAUUUCUACUUUGAUUAACGAGAACACUAUGCUUCGUAAGAUGCUUAUUAACACAAGGCCUAAAGCUGAUGACAAUCAUUGAGAGAAGCCACCUUCAAUUAAUUCAGUGUUGAGUGAUUCUUUUUUUGUGUACGAUUUUUGUUCGAAUAACAUUAGAUUUGUGACGCCUCUCCCAUAAUCUGAAUAUUUCUUCGGUUAAUAAAAUGUGAUUUGAGAUUUGCAUAAUCAAGAAAGACAAAAAGGUAAAGACUCAAGACCUAAAAAGAGAGUUAUAAUUA
Eruca vesicaria subsp. sativa (arugula) is the source of this 646-nucleotide messenger RNA. The record is from the annotation of a GenBank genome assembly. NCBI's taxonomy places the organism in Eukaryota, Viridiplantae, Streptophyta, Magnoliopsida, Brassicales, Brassicaceae.